AUGAUAAUUAUUUUGGCUCGCUCUUGUAAGUCAAAUGCCCUUGAAAAGAACUCGUUCUUAAACUACAACGUGUCGUGUAUCCUGACGCUGCCGCCAUACCAGAGACAAGGCUACGGCAGACUGCUCAUAGACUUCAGUUAUCUCCUAACGAAAGAAGAAGGCAAGGUUGGAUCUCCAGAAACACCACUAUCAGAUCUUGGUCUGAUCUCCUACCGUUCCUAUUGGAAGGAGGCUCUCCUCAAGAGAUUAUGCUCAGCUCCAGGUCCUACGCUGUGUAUCAGAGAUCUGAGUAAGGAUCUGGCUAUCGCGUCUUCGGAUAUUGUUUCCACGUUACAAGAACGUGGGCUCAUGAAGUACUGGAAGGGCAAGCAUAUUGUGCUAAAGAAACAGAAAGCGGUGCGAGGGCUAAACUAUCCGACAACAUCGCUAUAUCAGCGAUAUGUGACAAGAUAUCGCGGUCGCUCCAACAAGCCCUUCACCACAUCAGUGCAUCAAAAAUCGUGUUAA
Spodoptera exigua (beet armyworm) is the source of this 507-nucleotide messenger RNA. The record is from the annotation of a GenBank genome assembly. NCBI's taxonomy places the organism in Eukaryota, Metazoa, Arthropoda, Insecta, Lepidoptera, Noctuidae.